AUGAGCAGUCGAUUGCGGAAGACCAACAUUGAUUGCUGUGUCGAUCCGAAACGUGUGCGGUUGGACGACGAUGAUCAGAAACCGAAAGAUGGUGUGAAACCCCGGUUGACGACGGGAGCAGCAUGUUAUUUUAUCAAUCAAUUUCUUGUUGAGCCAAUGCGGGUAGCAAAUCGUAAUUUUGAUCACAUUCCGACUGUUAAAGCUUUACGAGUUGCGGUAUGUUAUUGUUUAGGUUUUAUUUAUUGUUUUUUUAGAUUUUUCUGUUGAGAGAUGUCGAAAUGUUUAAAAAGUUGUUUUUAUUACCUAAAAAUUGUGUCUUUUGCUUUAAUUUGUUAAAAGAAGGUUUAUACUCUGUAUUUUGAAUACAUGCUAUUUGCAGGCUGUAUCAAAGUUAUUUACGGAAGCAACAGCGCUUGUUCACAAAAAUCAAAUUGUGGUUUUGGCGUUUCACAGUGAUCGUAUCAGCGUAAUAUCAGUUGCAGCUCGACGUCAAGAGUUGAAUAAAAUACCGUUGAAGUACGAAGUAGAGGGGGUGGAAGCUUUGAAGGCGUUCUUGUCGUUGACUUUCUAUAAGAAUAUGGACGUUGCCAUUAUUUUUUGCAACGAGGGGUGCGAGUUUAAGCCAAGGGAAUUGGUUGGAGUCACCAAAUUUUUACUUUGUAAGUUUUUUUAGUUAAAAAAGUAUGUUAAAGUGUUGUUUCUAUGUAUUUUAUUUCUGUUUCUUGAAGAGUUUUAUUAUUGCUUUUACUAAUCUUUAUUUAAAAUUGGUCUUAGCCAUAUUCAACUUGACUUUGUUCAGCAGCUUUUACUGGUCGUUUUUUGUGGACAUGUGGUCGACAAGUGCAUCAGCGGCAUAAAAAGAUCUGGGCUGGAGCAUUGCCGGUGUUGGAACUUCUGAAACCACGAUUGUACAUAGCAUAUGGAACAUACCAUCAAAUUCCAUACUUAGAAGGGUGCAAGUUUCAUCAGUUGAUCGUAUGCAACGUUCACAAGGGCUUGUGUAAGUCUUUUCGUGUUAUAUUUAGUAAUUUUUUAAAACCUUUAGACUUGACGGGCUUAGAAUUAGUGGAUGUAAACGAGUUAACUUUCGAGGGCACUUCCGAAUUCUUACGUUACUUAUCUGCACCUUUACCUUGUGUUAAACUUUUGUCGUUUUGGUUGGGACCAUGGGACAAUGAGCCUAGAACUCCAUUCAAAGAUGUUUUUCUCAAGAUUUCGGAGUUUUUUCCAUCGUUGGAGAUUGUAAAACUGAAUGAUCGAUGCUUUUUGGAUGCUUUUCAGCCUAUUGGACGAACACUUUCGUAUCAGAACGAUCCGGGAUACGAAACGUUGAAGAGUAACUUUACAAAACUGUCCAAUGUUUUCAAAUUUGUUAAAGGUAAACACUUUAUAGUAAAUUAAUGUUUUAUGAUAGAACUUUUAAAAAAGAUAAAGGUUUUUAAAAAAUGCUUAAAUUUAUGAAAGAUUACUAGCGGGUUUUUGGUAACGGGAGUUUUAACAAUUGCAUCAAGAAUCUACGUUUCAGAGGCGGCAACAGUGAAGACGGAACUUAAUGUGGCCAUCAGCUUGUGGACAAACAAUUUUGAGGAAAAAGUCGAUAUGGCAAAAAUCAUAAUUGGACAACCGGACAAACUCAUAGAUGUAUGCAAACUACAGUACAAUUACGGAAAUCUGUGUGUAAUUGCCAAUUUUGUACGACUUGGGGCCAACGUUCCUGCAGUACAUCAUGAUGUAUAA
Molecule: messenger RNA, 1737 nt
Organism: Bursaphelenchus okinawaensis
Lineage: Eukaryota; Metazoa; Nematoda; Chromadorea; Rhabditida; Aphelenchoididae
Source: the annotation of a GenBank genome assembly